UUAACAUAUCAACAAGUCAUGGGAUUUCGAUUGUUACCUAUGAUUGUCGGUGCAAAGCAAAUCCACAAGAUGCAGUCUGUUCUUACAAGAAAUCAUUCAGAUGUUCCAAAAGGACAUUUUGCAGUUUAUGUAGGUGAGACAGAGAAGAAACGAUACGUGGUGCCAAUAACAUACCUGAAUCAUCCUUCUUUCCAGAAGUUGUUACGGAAAUCAGAAGAGGAGUUUGGAUUUCAUCAUCCGAUGGGUGGUCUAACAAUACCUUGCAAUGAGGAUGAUUUUUUCUACAUCACUUCUCGAUUGAGUUAAUCAUAUGUAGAACUAUGAGAUAGUACUGUUAUAGAAAUCAGACAAUUUUGAGUUUAGAAUUUUCAUCUUGCUA
Molecule: messenger RNA, 379 nt
Organism: Solanum pennellii
Lineage: Eukaryota; Viridiplantae; Streptophyta; Magnoliopsida; Solanales; Solanaceae
Product: auxin-responsive protein SAUR22-like
Exons: 1
Coding region: 19-306 (95 amino acids)
Biological process (GO): response to auxin
Source: RefSeq, a predicted model, not a curated record